CUAAAUGCUUCAGCAGACAAGCGGCACAGAGGAGCAGAGAAGACGUGUGCUCGCAUGUGGAGCAAACUUCAAGAGCUCCUUUUCAGCUUGACAAACUGAUCCUGCAUUUCAGAGCAGUGGAGCUGCUGUUUGCACUACAGGAGAGCCGGCAAAAUGCUUCCAUCUGUGAUAGUGGUGCUCACGUUCCUUUCUUGCGCCUCUGGAGAAAACCCUGCGAUGCAAGUCAUCCUGACCAACAAAGGACUACAGUAUGGAAAGCAUGCAGGAGCAGGACUGAUUCAGGACAAGCUGGAGAACAUGACUCUGCCGGACAUCACGGGUGACGUCGACAUCAAAAUUGGCAAAGUACACUACACACUAACAGGCACCACCAUAACAAAGUGUGACUUUCCCGAGCCUUCCGUUGAGUUCUUUAACGCCACAGGAUUUAAGACGUCCACCUCAGGCCUCAGUGUUGCACUAGCAGGCGAGUGGAGGACACGCUUUGGAAUAAUACAUGAUGGAGGAUCCUUCAAUAUGGCUAUAUUUAGUGUGGAUGUGACCUCUGUGGUGCAGCUGGGGAGAGAUUCUAACGGGCAUCUGUCCAUCACCAGCAUGAGCUGCGAUGCUGUGGUUGGAGAUGUGGACAUACAGUUUCACGGUGGAGCCAGCUGGAUCAUCCAGCGCUUCGUGCACCAUUUCAAGGGGAAAAUCAAAGGAAAAAUGGAGAGCAAUAUCUGCCCUGCAGUGACUGAAUCUAUUGAAAAAUUGGAGUUCCAUCUGCAGGCCAUGAACGUUUCCUUUGAUGUGAAUGAAGUUCUUUAUCUUGACCUUCCUCUCACUGGCUUACCGCUCAUUGAUGCUUCAAGGCUGAAUUUAGGCCUUAAGGGAGAGUUCUACAGCAUCAAAACCCCGACGGAGCCCCCGUUUAAGCCCCAGCCCUUCACCAUGCCCGAGCAGCCGGCGUACAUGUUGUCAGUGGGUGUGUCUGAAUUCACCCUGAACUCUGCCUCUUUUGGAUACUACUCAGCUGGCCUGCUGCAGGUCCUCAUCGAUGACAGCAUGAUACCUCCAUCUUCUCCUGUGCACCUGAACACAACCUCAAUGGGAGUAUUUAUUCCCCAGCUUCCCAAGAAGUUUCCAGAUCUGCUGAUGAAGCUGCAGGUUUAUGCCAAAGAGGCUCCGCUGUUUUCCUUCCAGUCCGGUGCUGCUAAACUCAGCGCUCAGAUCGAUGUGAAGGCCUUCGCCAUUGAGCCAAAUAGCACCCAGAUUCCACUGUUCAAACUCGGUGUUGACUCAAAGUUCAACAGUAAAUGGUGGUUUGCGGAUGAAACACUGAAGGGCUCCGUGGCGCUGGAUAAUAUUACGUUGACCCUGGAAUCAACUGAAGUGGGAGACUUUAAGGUUGAUGGUUUGCAAAAGACGCUGAGCAUGGCGAUGAAGGUGGCAGUUUUGCCAAAACUGAACGGCGAACUGGGCAAAGGUAUUGCUUUACCCAGAAUGAAACAUGCACAGCUGGUCAACUCAGUUCUGAAAAUGGAAGAGGGCUUUAUGACCGUCUCUUCGGACGCUAAGUUGUUGAUGGAAGACACAAGAUUCAACUGACAAACGUGAAAGACUGGCGCUCUUCUUCUCAAACUUUAAGCCACUGAUUAAACUGAAUGUGUCUGUACCUGCCACCACACGGCAAAAAUGGAAGUUUUUUAAAAAUGAUCAAGAAGCCUUGCUAUGCAGUACAUCAUUACCAGCUCAUAUAAUCUUCACACAUACAACCUUCAUGUCCAAUCAUUAAGUCAUGAAACCUACUGUUCAACUCGAUAAAUGUUUAUGACGUGGCUAUGCACUGCCUAUAAUCUAUUUCUUACUGCUUAAUAAUGAAUAAAGUUUUAUAUUUUGCCAAGU
Molecule: messenger RNA, 1881 nt
Organism: Stegastes partitus (bicolor damselfish)
Lineage: Eukaryota; Metazoa; Chordata; Actinopteri; Pomacentridae
Gene: bpifcl
Product: BPI fold containing family C, like
Exons: 16
Coding region: 154-1584 (476 amino acids)
Molecular function (GO): lipid binding
Source: RefSeq, a predicted model, not a curated record